AUUUUCUAUUGGUACAAAGUACUUAUCUCAAGCUUCUUAACAUAACACCUCGACAUCACCAAGUUAAAGUCAUACACAUAACCAGGCAAUGCACAAUGACUAGCAUAGAUGAUCUCUUCAAAGCCUCAGGUGUUGGCAACAAGCGCAAGCUAGAGCCUCUUCGAGAUCCCAAUCAGAGAUACAAGUCUGCCCGUCUCACAUCUAACGGAAGCAGCAGUCGACACGCGCGCGUCGAUGACGAGCCUGUAGAAAACGAUGACGAUGUCGAGGCCGGGCCAGCUCCCCCACCAGAAGACGACGACGAGAACGCCGACUAUGGCCCCGACCUACCUCCCGACGACGACGACGAGGACGGGCGUUUCUUCGGCGGCGGCAUCACAGCCCAGGAAAACGACGUGCUAGACUACGUCGACGACCCGGACCCCAGCACAGCCGCCACCGACAAGUUCGACAGCGCCUGGCUGCGGCGCACCGCGCUCAACUUCGAGAAGCGGAUCAACAAGAACGCCGAGCUGCGCGCCAAGUUCGAGGACGACCCCCAAAAAUUCAUCGCGAGCGAGGCCGACCUCGACGCCGACAUCAAGGCCCUGUCCAUCCUGUCCGAGCACCCGGCGCUGUACCCGGAGUUCGCGAAGCUCGGGUGCGUGGCGAGCCUCGUCGGCCUGCUAGCGCACGAGAACACGGACAUCGCCAUCGACGCGGUCGAGAUCAUAAUGGAGCUGACGGACGAGGACGCCUCCGCCGACGAGGACGAGUGGAACGCGCUCGUCGACGCGUUGCUCGAGGCUGAUCUGCUGGGGCUGCUCGUCUCCAACUUCGAGAGGCUCGACGAAACGCAGGAGGUCGAUCAGAGCGGUGUCUACUACGCGCUCAGCGUUGUGGAGAAUCUGUGUAGCGGGCGAACGACGACGGCCGAGCAGGUGGCCGAGAACGAUAAGCUGCUUACGUGGCUGUUGCGACGGAUACAGGUGAAGGAGGCCGCUGUCAGCCAGAACAAGCAGUAUGCCGCCGAGGUCCUGGCGAUACUAGUACAGACAUCGGCGAAGAACCGGCGGAAACUAGCCAGCUUGGAUGCCGUGGACAUAAUGCUCCAGCUCGUCGCGGCCUACCGAAAACGCGACCCCGUAAAGAGGGGCGAGGAAGAAGAGUACAUGGAGAACCUCUUCGAGGCCCUGACCUGUCUCGCGGACGAGCCCGACGGCAAGGCCAAGUUCGUGGAAGCCGAGGGCGUCGAGCUGUGCCUCAUUAUGCUGAAAGAGGGCAAGAUGAGCAAGCCCGCCGCCCUGCGCCUCCUCGACCACGCCGCCGGCGGCGCCGGCGCGUCCGGCACCGCGGUCUGCCAGCGGAUCGUCGAGGCCGGCGGCUUGAAGAACAUAUUCACGCUCUUCAUGAAGAAGAGCAACGACAGCCAGACCACCGAGCACCUCAUCGGCAUCUUCGGCUCCAUGCUACGCCUGCUACCAGCCGACUCCGCAGAGCGCAUCCGCACCCUCGCCAAGUUCGUCGAGAAGGACUACGAGAAGAUAGGAAAGCUGGUCCGGCUGCGCAGGGACUACGCGGCGCGCGUGGGCUCCGCAGACGACGCGAUCCGCGCCCAGCAGAAGGGCAUGAGCGCCGAGGAGAAGGAGGAACAGGCAGACGCGUGGUUCUCCCGCAGACUCGACGCCGGCCUGUUCUGUCUGCAGACGCUGGACGUCGUGCUCGCGUGGCUGGUGGCGGAGGACGGCGGCGCGAGGAAGACGAUACAGGCUUUACUCGCCGAGCGCGACGAGGGGUUUGGUGUCAUACGGAGCACGAUACAGGAGCAGAUUGAUGGGAUUGAUGUGGAGGAUGCGGAGGGCGGGGAUACGAGGGACAUGCUGUCGACGCUGGUGCAGUUCUUGCAGUAGAUAGAUAAAUAAUACCUUACUUACGUACCUACAUGUAGGUAACUAGGUAGGGAGACGAGGGAAUAGUAGCGUAUGUACCUCUGUAUAGUAAGAACACUGAAUCAGGA
Messenger RNA from Hypoxylon fragiforme, 1996 nucleotides. RefSeq names its product DUF1716-domain-containing protein. Lineage: Eukaryota; Fungi; Ascomycota; Sordariomycetes; Xylariales; Hypoxylaceae. The transcript has 3 exons. Gene Ontology annotation, cellular component: spliceosomal complex. The coding region runs from base 96 to 1889 and encodes 597 amino acids. The record is from RefSeq and is a predicted model, not a curated record.